CUUGCUAAUGGACCAUAAUUCAGGUUAUGUUUCUAAUGUGAAUAUGGGAGUUGGGGGCAGGUGUGUAUUGUUAAAACUGAAACAUAAAGGGGCAGGCAUGUUUCAGUGAACCUGGUGAGACUCUAGCAGCAAGAAAACAAAACCACAUAAUCUAAGGCUCACGCCCAACUCUGUGCAGCUGGGUGUCUGCUAGUUCCUGUGUGGUUUGCCUACAGACUGACUGGGGGUAGCUUGCGGGGAGAGCAACAGGCAGGGAGGAGGAAGCUGUAUUGAUGGAUCUGGGGCUUGCACCCUGCUUCAGUGUGGUGCUCAGAAGCCAUCCCAAGGCAGACCUAUACACUGAAGCGCAGUCAUCUUGACAUCUGAAUGCAUCUUCCCACUGGCAAAAGGCGAUUCUAAUAACUCGUCGUCACAGCCGAGAUACACACUCAACCUCUUCACUUCCAAAAGCUUCUUGUCAAGACAUGGAAGCUAUUGCCAAGUUUGAUUUCAUGGCCUCGGGUGAGGAUGAACUGAGCUUUCACACUGGUGACAUUCUGAAGAUACUAAGCAAUCAGGAGGAGUGGCUCAAGGCGGAGCUCGGAAGCCAAGAAGGAUAUGUGCCUAAGAAUUUUAUAGAUAUUGAGUUUCCUGAGUGGUUCCAUGAAGGCCUCUCUCGACAUCAAGCAGAGAACCUACUCAUGGGCAAGGAAAUUGGGUUCUUCAUCAUCAGGGCCAGCCAGAGCUCCCCAGGAGACUUCUCCAUCUCUGUCAGGCAUGAGGAUGAUGUUCAGCACUUCAAAGUCAUGCGAGACAACAAGGGCAAUUACUUCCUAUGGACUGAGAAGUUCCCAUCCUUGAACAAGCUGGUGGACUACUACAGGACAACUUCCAUCUCCAAACAGAAGCAGAUCUUCCUUCGGGAUGGAACCAGAGAGGAUCAGAGUCACCGGGGCAACAGCCUGGACAGGAAGUUCCAGGGAAGCCCUCAACCAAGUGGCAAUGUAGGAGAAGAAACCCGACCUUUGAUGAACCGGAAGCUGUCAGAUAACCCUCCCACCCGUCCCCAACAGUACCACCAGCACCAGCAGCCACCUCCUCCGUUCCCACCAGGGCCACAGCACCCUCCACAGCGGUAUCUGCAGCACCACCAUUUUCACCAGCGAGUGCGCUGGGCCCGGGCACUGUAUGACUUUGAGGCUCUGGAGGAGGAUGAGCUGGGAUUCCGAAGCGGAGAGGUGGUUGAAGUCCUGGACAGCUCCAACCCAUCCUGGUGGACCGGCCGUCUACACAACAAACUGGGUCUCUUCCCUGCCAACUAUGUGGCUCCCAUGACGCGAUGAGCACUGCCAGGGGGCCAGAGGCUUUUUGUCUGAAGUUGCCUGCAAGAUAGAGACAAGGGGAAAAAGCUGGACUUUAUAACUACACAUGCAUGCAUGCAAUGUACAUGUGUGCCCGUGUGUACACAAAACAUGUAUAUGUAUGUGUGCCUGUGUCUACACACAGCAUUUUAUAAUAGUAAUUUAUUGGCAGCUGGGUUGGGCUGGUUCAUUGACAGGCAUGAGAAGGAACUCUGAAGAGGGGGGCUCUUCUCUGUAAGAGGGCAGUAGGGAGCUGAGGGGGGCAGGGAAAUGGACUUCUCUCCAUCCUUGAACUUUCACGGCUUCUUUCCUGGCUUGGGACUUUCACAAGAGAGCAAGAAACUAAGCAGAGGUCACACCCCAGCGAUGGACGCACAGGACGGGGCUGGGCUUGGCGAGGCAUGUUUAAGUAGCUCACUUGGCCCUGUCCACCUACAGGGUAGCUUCCCUCCUGUUCUCCACAGGGCAGGCACUGCACCCUGAGAAUUAAGGUGUAGCAGAUCCAGGGCCACAGGCACCAAGCAAGUCUGAGCUGGUAAUUUGGCAAGGGCGUGGUCAAGAUUCUCAGCUUGGUGUGGGAGAGUACUUCAAGCCUCAGGCCUAGGCAAUGCCCGGCUAAAACUUUUACUUUCCACCAGUGACUGUCCAUAUGGCAAUCUUCUUCCCCUGUGUCUGAAAAGAGAGGGUGUUUCUAACGUGGAGAUGCCACAGAGGCGAGCGCUAGGGAACACAGGGGUUCUCCACAGGCCCUUGUGGCUUGCUUGAGUAUAACUUCUGUUUUCCCAGCUGCAAAGAAAGCUGUAGCCUAGAUUCUGUGAGGUGCCUGGUGAAGCCCUGGCUGGGAAUGUGGGGUGUGUCAGCAGGCUCAUUUUGUGGUUACAAGGGUUGUCUCUGUGGAGUGCACUUGGAUUUGGCUCCUGACUUUCUGUGGUUGAGGGUAUCUUUGCCAGUGGACCAGAGGGAAGCCAAGAGCAUUGACUGUAGAUCGAUAAAUAAAUUGGCUGAUUGACUCUAA
Molecule: messenger RNA, 2355 nt
Organism: Mesocricetus auratus (golden hamster)
Lineage: Eukaryota; Metazoa; Chordata; Mammalia; Rodentia; Cricetidae
Gene: Grap2
Product: GRB2 related adaptor protein 2
Exons: 7
Coding region: 465-1322 (285 amino acids)
Molecular function (GO): protein binding
Source: RefSeq, a predicted model, not a curated record